Molecule: messenger RNA, 1250 nt
Organism: Adelges cooleyi (spruce gall adelgid)
Lineage: Eukaryota; Metazoa; Arthropoda; Insecta; Hemiptera; Adelgidae
Product: protein XRP2-like
Exons: 7
Coding region: 173-1159 (328 amino acids)
Biological process (GO): post-Golgi vesicle-mediated transport
Cellular component (GO): periciliary membrane compartment; cilium
Molecular function (GO): GTPase activator activity
Source: RefSeq, a predicted model, not a curated record
UUUAGUAGGAUAGAUACCUAGAUAAUGUUGAUAGAUACCCUUGCUGUAGUUGCCAUGACGACUAAUGCUUACAACUGUCUACAUUUGAAGAAAUGAGAGUAGGCAUUAGUAUAAACCACAUACACUCACGACGUGUAUUUAUGAGGUUUUCUGUAGUUAAUAAAUUGUAACAAUGGGUUGUUUUUGUUGUAAGGCUGUAGCGUCUGAAGAGCCAAAAAAAUUGGUUUACUCAUGGGUAGAACGUAAGCACUUGAACCCAACAGAUUAUGUUAUCGAGAAUCUAUCCAAUAGUACAAUGUACAAAGCACCCGGUACAGUUGGCGGUCAACAAUUUGUUGUACGUAAUUGUGAAGAUUCCUAUGUGUAUGUAUUGGAUUAUUCAGACUCUGUUACUAUCGAUGACUGUCAAGGGUGCACUAUAAUAUUAGGACCGACUAAACAGAGUGUAUUCGUACGUGAUACAGUCAACACUACUAUAAUAGUUGCUUGUGGUCAAUUUAGAGUGCGGGAUUGUACAUCUCUGAAUGUUUCAUUAUUCUGUUCUACACAACCGGUAAUAGAGUCCAGUCGUGAAAUGAGUUUUAGUUGUUACCAACUGUAUUACAAUCAGUUGGAAGCACAAUUCAAGAAAGCCAAUUUGAACAUAUGGAAUAACAAUUGGCGAACUGUGUAUGAUUACACAUGGAACGAAGGAGAUAAUUGGAUGCUUACUGAGGUACCUAUUAGUUUGGAUUUUCCGGAGGAGUUAAACAAGUAUGGAAUAACGAGUGACCCUGUCAAUUCAUUAGUGCCACUUACAAAACGUGAACAGCAAUCUGAAGAUAGUUGUUUUGUUGCAUUUGAAAAUGGGAACGAGGCAGCACGAUUUGUUCAAGCCUUACAGUCACAUGAAACUAAUUUAACACUAGUCAGGUGCAUACAUCGUGAUGGUAUAAGUGUAAAAGACUGUGUACAAGAUCAAAAUAAAUUAUUUAAUAAUAAAAUACCAGUAAUGGUAGUUGGUUUGCAUAUUCAAGGAAAACAUGCUACAAAAAAAUGUUCAGCCAUUUUACAAAAUGAUUUUCCACAAUUUUCCACAUUUACUAGUAAAUCUAAAAAAGAAACCGACGAAAUGAUCAAGACGUUUUUUGUUUCAGUUGAAGAUGGCUUUCAAAUGUAAUUUUUUUGGCUGGAUUAUGAAAAAAGAAGUUUAAAUAUAUAUAUUUGUUUUAUUGUUUACACUUUGGUGUUUAGUAGACAGUAGUACUUAU